Molecule: messenger RNA, 1038 nt
Organism: Ectocarpus siliculosus
Lineage: Eukaryota; Phaeophyceae; Ectocarpales; Ectocarpaceae
Source: the annotation of a GenBank genome assembly
AUGCCGGUGUUCCAGCUUGGACUCAAGUACCCGGUGACCGGGGAGCGCGAGUACCAAAGCCGCAACGUGAUAGCGCUGCACGCGUCUGAAUUGGUCAUCCACAAGAAAACAGCUAUCAACAACUUCACCGAGAGGUUCGAGCUCGAUGAGGAGCAAGUCACCCCCGCAAGACCCUGGAACCGCCCACAACACGGUGGUGGUGGCGGCGGUGGCGGGGUGAACCAGGUGACCGUGUCGCUCGGCGAAAGUGAACAGCUAGACGGGUACGUCGUGGCCACCACCACCAGCGCACCUAACGGCAGACCGACUGUGGAGACGGUCGAAGUUCGCCAGCUCACCGACGGGGGACUGACUCAUAUUCAGCAAAUCGACGUUCGAAACCUGCUGACCGGUGGACAAUGCACCAUCAUGCGUGUCUGGGUGCGCGUACCGAUGACCCACGAAGACCAGGCCGGAGUUGUCCCUGGUGCAUAAAAACUCAAGCCUUCCACGCAGUCACAUUGCAUCCGAUGUUUUGCACGCACGCCACUUCGUGUUAGAUGAUGUUUCACCUCCCGCCCCAAGCACGUAGCGAUCACCGAAUGCGGUAUUGUGACUGAUUUCAGGGAGCCAGACCAAGUAUAUAAAAUAUUUACGACCGCGCGGGACCACGGGAAGCGCGUUUUCAAGGCAGACUGUUGCCCCGAUUCGUGUCCCUAGGCUAUGAGUCGUCUUUACAUCAGGCGAUGCGUAGACUCCUCGUUGCUUGUCGCUCUCUUGAGCGAAGAAAAAGUCGUUCCGUGCGAGAGUGGCGGAUGACCAAGCCAGGUAGAUAGGUGUCGUCAGAUUUUGUACAUUUUUUAACAAGCCUAGUAGUUCCCUUCCUCGUACAUAGUUCCUCAACGAUGUAUUGAGUGUUUUGCAUCCCUUCGGUUGCUUCUUCUUGUUGGCGGUGCGUGUUGGUUGGUAAUCAAACGGAAUAUAUCUAUACAUUAUGGCACCGCCGUCCGUGUGGAGAAGAACUUGUGUGCUUGGCGGCUUCCCGUUGUGGUAGAAUUU